Molecule: messenger RNA, 1734 nt
Organism: Yamadazyma jaroonii
Lineage: Eukaryota; Fungi; Ascomycota; Pichiomycetes; Serinales; Debaryomycetaceae
Source: the annotation of a GenBank genome assembly
AUGCUCAGACGUAGAUCAAGAAUUCUACUAGUAUCGAUCAUUCUUAGUGGAUGUAUCCUCAUACUAUACAAUGUAUUGAAAUACAAUGAGUUUGAAGUAGAGAUUGAAAGUUCAGUUAUCAAUUCCUCAUCAUUUUUCAAAUUUUAUAACAAGAAAACUACACCAUUUCUGGAAACAAAUGCUGCUAAACAAACAGAAAUGAAUUUAAAUAUUAAUAAUUUUGAUAAUUUACCUUUAGAUAAGCAAUUAUCAUUGAUAAGUCAAUAUACUGAAUCAUAUUCUGCUGAUAAGUUGGAAUUUUUCGAGAAAAUAUUCGAUAACUUCUAUGAAAAUAAACCUAGUGUGGUAGAUUUAAGUACUUAUCAUAGUGAUGAAAGAAUUUAUCAUGCUAGAUAUAAUUCCAAAGAUGAUGAUAGUGAAGAUAAUAGAAUUGUUUUCAAUGAAGCAUACUUAUCAUCAUUUUUACAACUUGAUGAUGAUGAAUUAAAGGCUAUGAAAAAGUCUCAUAGUAAUAUAAUAAAGAAUAUUCCAAAACUGGCCCCUAAGAAUUUUUAUAGAAAGAAUGGGAUCGUUUUUGUUGGGGGUGGGAAAUUUAAUUUUUUGACAUUAUUAUCAAUCAAACAUAUUAGAGAUUUAGGUUCAAAAACUCCCAUUGAAGUUUUAAUUCCAACAUUAGAUGAAUUUGAAUCAAAUUUAUGUUUUAAAGUGUUCCCUCAAUAUAAUGCCAAAUGUUUGGUAAUGCCACACAUCUUAAACCAAUAUUCCGAAGGAGAUAAUGUGUUUAAGAAGUUUGAAUUCAAAGGGUAUCAAUAUAAAGUAUUAGCAUUAUUAUUAUCAUCAUUUGAGAAAAUCUUAUUUUUAGAUAGUGAUAAUACUCCCACACAAAAUCCUGAUAGCUUAUUUGAAUCUGAGCCAUUUUCGAGUCAUGGACUCAUAGUAUGGCCCGAUUUUUGGAAAAGAGCUACUUCUCCAACUUAUUAUGAUAUUGCAGGUAUCAACAUUGAUAAGACAAAAUUCUUACCUCGUUAUAAUGAAUUGAUUAAUGAUUAUGAAAAUAUUGAUUACUCCAAAUUUAAACCUCAAGAUAUACCUUUCCAUCAAUAUAAAGGAGCUAUACCAGAUCCAACUAAUGAAUCAGGUCAAUUAAUGAUUAACAAAAAGACUCAUUUGAAUGUUCUUAUUUUAGCAUUAUAUUAUAACUUAUUUGGGCCUUCUCAUUAUUAUCCGUUAUUUUCUCAAGGAAGUGAUGGUGAAGGUGAUAAAGAAACGUUCUUAGCAAGUUGUGUGGCCUUGAAUUGUAAAUUCUAUCAAGUAAAGAAAUUUUUGAAAGCUAUGGGAUACUUCAAUCUGAAUUUGAACUUUGUUGGUACAGGUAUGGGCCAAUAUAAUCCUGUUCAUGAUUAUAGAAAUGAAAAAUUACCUGAAGAUCAAAAACAUGAUGAUUUAUUAUUCAUUCAUUCAAAUUUCCCUAAAUUGAAUCCAUGGGAUCUUAAAGUCAAGGGUAAGUUGAUGGAUAAUGGUGAACGAUUAAGACUUUAUGGUAAUGCUAUUAAAUUAUCAAUUGGUUAUGAUUUCGAAAAAGUUCAAUGGCAAAAUAUGAAAUAUUUCCUUUGUGAUUUGAAGGUCAAGGUAGCUAUCUUCAAUGAUGUUGAGAAAGAUGACUUAUGUAAGGAAAUUGAAGAUCAAUUGAGUUUCUUAACCAGUACUACUCAUUUAACCAAAGAUGCUUUUUAG